Molecule: messenger RNA, 1571 nt
Organism: Tripterygium wilfordii
Lineage: Eukaryota; Viridiplantae; Streptophyta; Magnoliopsida; Celastrales; Celastraceae
Product: protein DETOXIFICATION 12-like
Exons: 7
Coding region: 1-1473 (490 amino acids)
Biological process (GO): xenobiotic detoxification by transmembrane export across the plasma membrane
Cellular component (GO): membrane
Molecular function (GO): antiporter activity; xenobiotic transmembrane transporter activity
Source: RefSeq, a predicted model, not a curated record
AUGAGGAAAGCAGAGGAGAAGAAGGGCAUGGAAGAAAAUCUGAUACCGAAACAAAGAGAGGACUCGGACUACUCCUCCUCGUCUUUAACGUGGGAGGUGUUCUUUGAAGAAGUGAAGAGAUUGGGCUGGAUAGCUGCACCAAUGGUUGCUGUGAAUCUGUCGCUGUUCCUGUUGCAAGUUAUUUCAAUGAUGAUGGCCGGUCAUCUCGGUGAACUUUCUCUCUCAAGUGCCGCCAUAGCCGUCUCGCUUUCUGGUGUCACAGGCUUCAGCUUCCUAAUGGGGAUGGCAAGUGCAUUGGAAACUCUUUGUGGGCAAGCUUAUGGAGCUCAGCAGUAUCGCAAACUUGGAACUCAGACUUAUACUGCUAUAUUCUGCCUAAUUUUAGUUUGUCUUCCAAUCUCUCUGAUAUGGAUAAACAUGGGAAAGAUACUUGUAUUAAUCGGCCAAGAUCCCGAAAUUUCUCAUGAAGCUGGUAGAUUUACAAUAUGGCUUAUUCCUGGACUCUUUGCUUAUGCAAUUGUUCAACCGCUGAUUCGAUUCUUUCAGAUGCAGAGUUUGAUUUUUCCCAUGUUUAUAAUCUCUAUCAUAACUCUGUGUCUCCACAUACCACUCUGUUGGGUUUUAGUAUUUAUGUCAAGACUUGAGAAUCAUGGAGCAGCAUUUGCACUCAGUAUUUCUAUGUGGUUAAAUGCGAUUUUUCUUGGGUUAUACAUGAAGUGCUCUUCUGCCUGUGCAAAAACCCGUUCACCAAUUUCUGUGGAGUUGUUCCGAGGGAUUGGAGAGUUUUUCCGCUUUGCCGUUCCUUCUGCUGUAAUGAUAUGCCUCGAAUGGUGGUCAUAUGAGUUGCUCGUUUUGCUAUCAGGGCUUUUGCCUAAUCCACAGCUUGAAACUUCAGUCCUCUCUAUAUGUCUUCAAACAAUUUCAACACUCUAUAUGAUACCAUAUGGACUUGGUGGAGCAGCAAGCACUAGAAUCUCAAAUGAAUUAGGAGCAGGGCACCCAAAAUCUGCGCGUAUAGUUGUCUACGCUCUGAUGUUUGUUGCAAUAGUGGAAGCAACAAUUGUAAGUUCAACAAUCUUUGCUAGCCGACACGUUUUUGGUUACACAUUCAGCGACGAGAAGGAAGUUGUGGAUUAUGUCAUUGUCAUGUCUCCCUUGAUCUGUAUUUCCAUUAUAUUAGAUUCCUUACAAGGAGUACUUUCAGGUGUUGCCAGAGGAUGCGGAUGGCAGGACAUAGGAGCUUAUGUCAACCUAGCGGCAUUCUAUCUUUGUGGUAUACCUUGUGCUGCAAUGUUGGGUUUCUGGGCAAAAUUAGGGGGGAAGGGCCUUUGGAUGGGCAUACAAACCGGUGCCUUUACGCAGAUAAUCCUCCUCUUCAUUGCAACAGGUUGCACAAACUGGGAAAAGCAGGCAAACAAGGCAAGGGAGAGGGCCUUUGAAGGAAGACUCUCAGCUGACAAUGGUUUGGCGUAAAUGAUAGGAAUAGUAUGCUAAAGGCCAAUAUUUUAUGUAAUAUUCAAACUCUAUUUAUUUAUUUGAAUAAAAUAUAUUUAGCAUUUAAAAUGAAAAAA